This is a messenger RNA of Umbelopsis ramanniana AG, 726 nucleotides long. RefSeq lists its product as uncharacterized. The record is from RefSeq and is a predicted model, not a curated record. Bases 219 to 638 code for a protein of 139 amino acids. The transcript has a single exon. Lineage: Eukaryota; Fungi; Mucoromycota; Umbelopsidomycetes; Umbelopsidales; Umbelopsidaceae.
GCCAAAACGAUAAAUAUUAGGUUAGCGGAGAUCAAUGUUCCAGGGAAGAGGAUGAUCCCUGGCAAUAAUACCGCAGCGCGAUUUUAGCUAUGGCAGAGACUUUUGAGAGCUUUUUUUUUCCACCUCCUGCCAUAUAUAGAGCUUGAGAAGAUUACAAGCCCACUCUGUGCAUCUUUUAUCAAUGUGCCGUUCUUAUUCUAUUUAACAUUUGCUGAUCCAUGGCAACCGAAGAACCAUCAACGCAGACCAUAGCAGUCGUUUUAAUCAUUGUCUGCCUUGUCGUCCUCUUGCCAUGUCUGUAUAUGAGAGUAAGGAUGAACAGAAGGAACGCGCAAACUCCUGUUUUUGGUCAUUUUAGGUCAAUAUCAAGGCGUCAACAAACGUUCUUGAGACGCCAGUCAGCACCACCUCGUCUGGAGCAAGUCAUUGUCCAAGUGCCAGCAGGAGUCGAUGCUGAGAGUAUCAGUAAUUGCUCAAUAUUACCACGUUACGAAGUCGACAAAGCACCCCCUGCUUAUACGGAUAGUCCCUCUGCUUUCAAUGUCAACGAUGACAUGAUUAGGCCUAGUUCAGUUGACCUUUCAGAUGUGCCAGUGGCAGAUCACAUAGGAAGCCGUCAAGAUGCGACUCUAGAGUAAAACUUAUUAAAUCACCAAUUUCGUAUCAUUUCUAUGAUGCACACUUUACUUGCAAACGCUGUGCAACCAACAACAAUACCUUGCUCUU